AUGAUGGCCCUGACCCCUGACCCCGCUGCUUCUACUAUCACUUACUAUCACUCAGAGCGCCGUGUGGGAGCUGCUCGGCCCGAACCGGACGCUCUGUCUGUGGUGCUGUCUGUGGCGCUGUCUGUGGCUCUGUCUGUGGCGCUGUCUGUGGCUCUGUGUGUGGCGCUGUCUGUGGCGCUGUCUGUGGCGCUGUCUGUGGCUCUGUCUGUGGCUCUGUCUGUGGCUCUGUGUGUGGCGCUGUCUGUGGCGCUGUCUGUGGCGCUGUCUGUGGCUCUGUCUGUGGCGCUGUCUGUGGCUCUGUGUGUGGCGCUGUCUGUGGCGCUGUCUGUGGCGCUGUCUGUGGCGCUGUCUGUGGCUCUGUGUGUGGCGCUGUCUGUGGCAUUGUCUGUGGCUCUGUCUGUGGCGCUGUCUGUGGCUCUGUCUGUGGCGCUGUCUGUGACUCUGUGUGUGGCGCUGUCUGUGGCUCUGUCUGUGGCGCUGUCUGUGGCUCUGUCUGUGGCAUUGUCUGUGGCUCUGUCUGUGGCGCUGUCUGUGGCUCUGUCUGUGGAACUGUCUGUGGCUCUGUCUGUGGCGCUGUCUGUGGUGCUGUCUGUGGCGCUGUCUGUGGCUCUGUCUGUGGCGCUGUCUGUGGCUCUGUCUGUGGCGCUGUCUGUGGCGCUGUCUGUGACUCUGUGUGUGGUGCUGUCUGUGGCGCUGUCUGUGACUCUGUGUGUGGCGCUGUCUGUGGCGCUGUCUGUGACUCUGUGUGUGGUGCUGUCUGUGGCGCUGUCUGUGACUCUGUGUGUGGUGCUGUCUGUGGCUCUGUCUGUGGCGCUGUCUGUGGUGCUGUCUGUGGCUCUGUGUGUGGCUCUUUGUGUGGCGCUGUCUGUGGCUCUGUGUGUGGCGCUGUCUGUGGCGCUGUCUGUGGCAUUGUCUGUGGCUCUGUCUGUGGCGCUGUCUGUGGCUCUGUCUGUGGAGCUGUCUGUGGCUCUGUCUGUGGCGCUGUCUGUGGUGCUGUCUGUGGCGCUGUCUGUGGCUCUGUCUGUGGCGCUGUCUGUGGCUCUGUCUGUGACUCUGUGUGUGGCGCUGUCUGUGGCUCUGUCUGUGGCGCUGUCUGUGGCUCUGUCUGUGGCAUUGUCUGUGGCUCUGUCUGUGGCGCUGUCUGUGGCUCUGUCUGUGGAACUGUCUGUGGCUCUGUCUGUGGCGCUGUCUGUGGCGCUGUCUGUGACUCUGUGUGUGGCGCUGUCUGUGGCUCUGUCUGUGGCGCUGUCUGUGGCUCUGUCUGUGGCAUUGUCUGUGGCUCUGUCUGUGGCGCUGUCUGUGGCUCUGUCUGUGGAACUGUCUGUGGCUCUGUCUGUGGCGCUGUCUGUGGUGCUGUCUGUGGCGCUGUCUGUGGCUCUGUCUGUGGCGCUGUCUGUGGCGCUGUCUGUGGCGCUGUCUGUGGCGCUGUCUGUGACUCUGUGUGUGGUGCUGUCUGUGGCGCUGUCUGUGACUCUGUGUGUGGUGCUGUCUGUGGCGCUGUCUGUGACUCUGUGUGUGGUGCUGUCUGUGGCGCUGUCUGUGACUCUGUGUGUGGUGCUGUCUGUGGCGCUGUCUGUGGUGCUGUCUGUGGCUCUGUGUGUGGCUCUUUGUGUGGCGCUGUCUGUGGCUCUGUGUGUGGCGCUGUCUGUGGCUCUGUCUGUGGCGCUGUCUGUGGCUCUGUCUGUGGCGCUGUCUGUGGCGCUGUCUGUGGCGCUGUCUGUGGCGCUGUCUGUGACUCUGUGUGUGGUGCUGUCUGUGGCGCUGUCUGUGACUCUGUGUGUGGUGCUGUCUUUGGCUCUGUCUGCCUCAGCUUUAAACGAAAUGUGUGCUUCAUGCGUGUGGUCGUGCGUGUGGUCGUGCGUGUGGUCGUGCGUGUGGUCGUGCGUGUGGUUGUGCGUGUGGUCGUGCGUGUGGUUGUGCGUGUGGUUGUGCGUGUGGUUGUGCGUGUGGUUGUGCGUGUGGUCGUGCGUGUGGUUGUGCGUGUGGUCGUGUGGUUGUGCGUGCGGUCGUGCGUGUGGUUGUGCGUGUGGUUGUGCGUGUGGUCGUGUGGUUGUGCGUGCGGUCGUGCGUGUGGUCGUGCGUGUGGUCGUGCGUGUGGUUGUGCGUGUGGUCGUGUGGUUGUGCGUGUGGUUGUGCGUGUGGUCGUGCGUGUGGUCGUGCGUGUGGUCGUGUGGUCGUGCGUGUGGUCGGUCGUGUGGUCGUGCGUGUGGUCGUGUGGUUGUGCGUGUGGUUGUGCGUGUGGUCGUGCGUGUGGUCGUGCGUGUGGUUGUGCGUGUGGUCGUGUGGUUGUGCGUGCGGUCGUGCGUGUGGUUGUGCGUGUGGUUGUGCGUGUGGUCGUGUGGUUGUGCGUGCGGUCGGUCGUGUGGUCGUGUGUGUGGUUGUGCGUGUGGUUGUGUGGUUGUGCGUGUGGUUGUGCGUGUGGUCGUGCGUGUGGUCGUGCGUGUGGUCGUGUGGUUGUGCGUGUGGUUGUGCGUGUGGUCGUGCGUGCGGUCGUGCGUGUGGUCGUGUGGUUGUGCGUGUGGUUGUGCGUGUGGUUGUGCGUGUGGUUGUGCGUGUGGUCGUGCGUGUGGUCGUGCGUGUGGUCGUGUGGUCGUGCGUGUGGUUGUGCGUGUGGUCGUGCGUGUGGUCGUGCGUGUGGUCGUGCGUGUGGUCGUGCGUGUGGUCGUGUGUGUGGUUGUGCGUGUGGUCGUGUGUGUGGUUGUGCGUGUGGUCGUGCGUGUGGUUGUGCGUGCGGUCGUGCGUGUGGUCGUGCGUGUGGUCGUGUGUGUGGUUGUGCGUGUGGUCGUGUGGUUGUGCGUGUGGUUGUGCGUGUGGUCGUGCGUGUGGUUGUGCGUGUGGUCGUGUGGUUGUGCGUGUGGUUGUGCGUGUGGUUGUGCGUGUGGUCGUGUGUGUGGUCGUGCGUGUGGUUGUGUGGUUGUGCGUGUGGUUGUGUGGUCGUGCGUGUGGUCGGUCGUGUGGUCGUGCGUGUGGUCGUGUGUGGUUGUGCGUGUGGUCGUGCGUGUGGUUGUGUGGUUGUGCGUGUGGUUGUGCGUGUGGUCGUGCGUGCGGUUGUGCGUGUGGUUGUGCGUGUGGUCGUGCGUGUGGUUGUGCGUGUGGUCGUGCGUGUGGUCGUGCGUGUGGUCGUGCGUGUGGUUGUGCGUGUGGUCGUGUGGUUGUGCGUGCGGUCGUGCGUGUGGUUGUGCGUGUGGUUGUGCGUGUGGUCGUGCGUGUGGUUGUGCGUGUGGUCGUGCGUGUGGUCGUGUGGUUGUGCGUGUGGUUGUGCGUGUGGUCGUGUGGUUGUGCGUGCGGUUGUGCGUGUGGUCGUGUGGUUGUGCGUGUGGUUGUGCGUGUGGUCGUGCGUGUGGUUGUGCGUGUGGUCGUGCGUGUGGUUGUGCGUGUGGUUGUGCGUGUGGUUGUGCGUGUGGUCGUGCGUGUGGUCGUGCGGUCGUGCGUGUGGUCGUGCGUGUGGUUGUGCGUGUGGUCGUGCGUGUGGUCGUGUGGUUGUGCGUGCGGUCGUGCGUGUGGUUGUGCGUGUGGUUGUGCGUGCGGUUGUGCGUGUGGUCGUGUGGUUGUGCGUGUGGUUGUGCGUGUGGUAGUGCGUGUGGUCGUGCGUGUGGUCGUGUGGUUGUGCGUGUGGUCGUGUGGUUGUGCGUGCGGUCGUGCGUGUGGUUGUGCGUGUGGUCGUGUGGUUGUGCGUGUGGUCGUGCGUGUGGUCGUGUGGUUGUGCGUGCGGUCGUGCGUGUGGUUGUGCGUGUGGUCGUGCGUGUGGUCGUGUGGUUGUGCGUGCGGUCGUGCGUGUGGUUGUGCGUGUGGUCGUGUGGUUGUGCGUGCGGUUGUGCGUGUGGUCGUGUGGUUGUGCGUGUGGUUGUGCGUGCGGUUGUGCGUGUGGUCGUGUGGUUGUGCGUGUGGUCGUGUGGUUGUGCGUGUGGUCGUGUGGUUGUGCGUGUGGUCGUGCGUGUGGUCGGUCGUGUGGUUGUGUGGUUGUGCGUGUGGUUGUGCGUGUGUGCGUGUGGUCGUGCGUGUGGUGUGCGUGUGGUGCGUGUGGUUGUGCGUGUGGUCGUGCGUGGGUCGUGUGGUUGUGCGUGUGUGUGUGGUGUGCGUGUGGUUGUGCGUGUGGUCGUGCGUGUGGUGCGUGUGUCGUGUGUGUGGUCGUGCGUGUGGUUGUGCGUGUGGUCGUGGUGUGCGUGUGGUCGUGCGUGUGGUCGUGUGGUGUGCGUGUGGUUGUGCGUGUGUGUGGUCGUGUCGUGCGUGUGGGUGCGUGUGGUCGUGUGGUCGUGCGUGUGGUCGUGCGUGUGGUCGUGCGUGUGGUCGUGUGGUUGUGCGUGUGGUCGUGCGUGUGGGUGUGGUGUGCGUGUGUUUGUGUGGUCGUGUGUCGUGUGGUCGGCGUGUGGUGUGCGUGUGGUCGUGUGGUCGUGCGUGUGUCGUGUGCGUGUGGUCGUGCGUGUGGUUUGCGUGUGCGUGUCGUGUGGUUGUCGUGGUGUGGUCGUGCGUGUGCGUGUGGUUGUCGUGCGUGUGGGUCGUGUGUCGGGUGUCGUGUGGUCGUGCGUGUGGUGUGUGGUGUGGUCGUGCGUGUGGUCGUGCGUGUGGUGUGUGUCGUGCGUGUGGCGUGUGGUUGUGCGUGUGGUGUGCGUGUGGUUGUGCGUGUGGUUGUGCGUGUGGUCGUGCGUGUGGUUGUGCGUGUGGUCGUGUGGUUGUGCGUGUGCGGGUCGUGCGUGUGUGGUGUGUGCGUGUGGUCGUGCGUGUGGUUGCGUGUGGUCGUGCGUGUGGUCGUGCGUGUGGUGGUGUGCGUGCGGUCGUGUGGUCGUGCGUGUGGUUGUGCGUGUGGUCGUGCGUGUGGUUGUGCGUGCGGUUGUGCGUGUGGUCGUGUGGUCGUGUGGUUGUGCGUGUGUUGUGCGUGUGGUCGUGUGGGUCGUGCGUGUGGUCGUGUGGUCGUGUGCGUGUGGUCGUGCGUGUGGUUGUGCGUGUGGUUGUGCGUGUGGUCGUGCGUGUGGUCGUGCGUGUGGUGUGCGUGUGUGUGCGUGUGUGCGUGCGGUCGUGCGUGUGGUCGUGUGGUUGUGCGUGUGGUUGUGUGGUUGUGCGUGUGGUCGUGUGGUCGUGCGUGUGGUUGUGCGUGUGGUCGUGCGUGUGGUUGUGCGUGUGGUCGUGUGGUUGUGCGUGUGGUUGUGCGUGUGGUUGUGCGGUGUCGUGCGUGUGGUUGUGCGUGCGGUCGUGUGGUCGUGCGUGUGGUCGUGCGUGUGGUCGUGUGGUUGUGCGUGUGGUCGUGCGUGUGGUUGUGCGUGUGGUUGUGCGUGUGGUUGUGCGUGUGGUCGUGCGUGUGGUCGUGCGUGUGGUUGUGCGUGUGGUCGUGCGUGUGGUCGUGUGGUCGUGUGGUUGUGCGUGUGGUCGUGCGUGUGGUUGUGCGUGUGGUCGUGUGCGUGUGGUCGUGCGUGUGGUUGUGCGUGUGGUGCGUGCGUGUGGUUGUGCGUGUGGUCGUGCGUGUGGUUGUGCGUGUGGUCGUGCGUGUGGUCGUGCGUGUGGUUGUGCGUGCGUGUGGUCGUGCGUGUGGUCGUGCGUGUGGUUGUGCGUGGCGUGUGGUCGUGUGGUCGUGCGUGUGGUUGUGCGUGUGGUCGUGCGUGUGGUUGUGCGUGCGGUUGUGCGUGUGGUCGUGUGGUUGUGCGUGUGGUUGUGCGUGUGGUCGUGUGGUCGUGCGUGUGGUCGUGUGGUCGUGUGGUCGUGCGUGUGGUUGUGCGUGUGGUCGUGCGUGUGGUCGUGUGGUUGUGCGUGUGGUCGUGCGUGUGGUUGUGCGUGUGGUUGUGCGUGUGGUCGUGCGUGUGGUCGUGUGGUCGUGUGGUUGUGCGUGUGGUCGUGCGUGUGGUCGUGCGUGUGGUUGUGCGUGUGGUCGUGUGGUUGUGCGUGUGGUUGUGCGUGUGGUCGUGCGUGUGGUUGUGUGGUCGUGUGGUUGUGCGUGUGGUCGUGUGGUCGUGCGUGUGGUCGUGCGUGUGGUUGUGCGUGUGGUCGUGUGGUUGUGCGUGUGGUCGUGCGUGUGGUUGUGCGUGUGGUUGUGCGUGUGGUCGUGCGUGUGGUCGUGCGUGUGGUUGUGCGUGCGGUCGUGUGGUCGUGCGUGUGGUCGUGCGUGUGGUCGUGCGUGUGGUCGUGUGGUUGUGCGUGUGGUCGUGCGUGUGGUUGUGCGUGUGGUUGUGCGUGUGGUUGUGCGUGUGGUCGUGCGUGCGUGUGGUCGUGCGUGUGGUCGUGCGUGUGGGUGCGUGUGGUUGUGCGUGUGGUUGUGCGUGUGGUUGUGCGUGUGGUUGUGCGUGUGGUUGUGCGUGUGGUCGUGCUGUGUUGUGGUGUGGUCGUGUGGUUGUGCGUGUGGUCGUGCGUGUGGUUGUGCGUGUGGUCGUGCGUGUGUCGUGUGGUGUGCGUGUGGUCGUGCGUGUGGGUGCGUGUGCGGUCGUGCGUGUGGUCGUGCGUGGGUCGUGUGGUUGUGCGUGUGGUCGUGCGUGUGGUUGUGCGUGUGGUGUGUGUGUGGUCGUGUGGUUGUGCGUGUGGUCGUGCGUGUGGUCGUGCGUGUGGUCGGUCGUGCGUGUGGUUGUGCGUGUGGUCGUGUGGUUGUGCGUGCGGUCGUGCGUGUGGUCGUGCGUGUGGUCGUGUGGUUGUGCGUGCGGUUGUGCGUGUGGUCGGUCGUGUGGUCGUGUGGUUGUGCGUGUGGUCGUGUGGUUGUGCGUGUGGUCGUGCGUGUGGUCGUGUGGUUGUGCGUGUGGUCGUGCGUGUGGUCGUGUGGUCGUGCGUGCGGUCGUGGGCGUGUGGUUGUGUGGUCGUGUGGUUGUGCGUGUGGUUGUGCGUGUGGUCGUGCGUGUGGUUGUGCGUGUGGUCGUGCGUGUGGUCGUGCGUGUGGUCGUGCGUGUAGUUGUGCGUGUGGUUGUGCGUGUGGUCGUGCGUGUGGUUGUGCGUGUGGUCGUGUGGUUGUGCGUGUGGUCGUGCGUGUGGUCGUGCGUGUGGUCGUGUGGUUGUGCGUGUGGUCGUGUGGUUGUGCGUGUGGUCGUGUGGUUGUGCGUGUGGUCGGUCGUGUGGUCGUGUGGUUGUGCGUGUGGUCGUGUGGUUGUGCGUGUGGUCGUGCGUGUGGUCGUGUGGUUGUGCGUGUGGUGCGUGUGGUGUGCGUGUGGUCGUGUGGCGUGCGUGUGGUCGUGCGUGUGGUCGUGUGGUUGUGCGUGUGGUUGUGCGUGUGGUCGUGCGUGUGGUUGUGUGUGUGGUCGUGCGUGUGGUUGUGCGUGUGGUCGUGCGUGUGGUUGUGCGUGUGGUUGUGCGUGUGGUCGUGCGUGUGGUUGUGCGUGUGGUCGUGCGUGUGGUCGUGCGUGUGGUCGUGCGUGUGGUUGUGCGUGUGGUUGUGCGUGUGGUCGUGCGUGUGGUUGUGCGUGUGGUCGUGUGGUUGUGCGUGUGGUCGUGCGUGUGGUUGUGCGUGUGGUCGUGCGUGUGGUUGUGCGUGUGGUCGUGUGGUUGUGCGUGUGGUCGUGCGUGUGGUUGUGCGUGUGGUCGUGCGUGUGGUCGUGUGGUCGUGCGUGUGGUUGUGUGGUCGUGCGUGUGGUUGUGUGGUUGUGCGUGUGGUUGUGUGGUCGUGCGUGUGGUUGUGUGGUUGUGCGUGUGGUCGUGCGUGUGGUCGUGUGGUUGUGCGUCUGGUUGUGUGGUCGUGCGUGUGGUCGUGUGGUCGUGCGUGUGGUCGUGCGUGUGGUUGUGCGUGUGGUCGUGCGUGUGGUCGUGCGUGUGGUCGUGUGGUUGUGCGUGUGGUCGUGCGUGUGGUUGUGCGUGUGGUCGUGCGUGUGGUCGUGCGUGUGGUUGUGCGUGUGGUCGUGCGUGUGGUUGUGCGUGUGGUCGUGUGGUCGUGCGUGUGGUUGUGCGUGUGGUUGUGCGUGUGGUCGUGCGUGUGGUUGUGCGUGUGGUUGUGCGUGUGGUCGUGCGUGUGGUUGUGCGUGUGGUCGUGCGUGUGGUUGUGCGUGUGGUCGUGUGGUCGUGCGUGUGGUUGUGCGUGUGGUUGUGCGUGUGGUCGUGCGUGUGGUUGUGCGUGUGGUUGUGCGUGUGGUCGUGCGUGUGGUCGUGCGUGUGGUUGUGCGUGUGGUUGUGCGUGUGGUCGUGCGUGUGGUUGUGUGGUUGUGCGUGUGGUCGUGCGUGUGGUUGUGCGUGUGGUCGUGUGGUUGUGCGUGUGGUCGUGCGUGUGGUUGUGCGUGUGGUCGUGCGUGUGGUUGUGCGUGUGGUUGUGCGUGUGGUCGUGCGUGUGGUUGUGCGUGUGGUUGUGCGUGUGGUCGUGCGUGUGGUUGUGCGUGUGGUCGUGUGGUUGUGCGUGUGGUCGUGUGGUUGUGCGUGUGGUCGUGUGGUUGUGCGUGUGGUCGUGCGUGUGGUCGUGUGGUUGUGCGUGUGGUUGUGCGUGUGGUCGUGCGUGUGGUUGUGCGUGUGGUCGUGCGUGUGGUUGUGCGUGUGGUUGUGCGUGUGGUCGUGCGUGUGGUUGUGCGUGUGGUUGUGCGUGUGGUCGUGCGUGUGGUCGUGCGUGUGGUUGUGCGUGUGGUCGUGUGGUUGUGCGUGUGGUCGUGCGUGUGGUUGUGCGUGUGGUCGUGCGUGUGGUUGUGCGUGUGGUUGUGCGUGUGGUCGUGCGUGUGGUUGUGCGUGUGGUUGUGCGUGUGGUUGUGCGUGUGGUCGUGCGUGUGGUCGUGUGGUCGUGCGUGUGGUUGUGCGUGUGGUCGUGUGGUUGUGCGUGUGGUCGUGUGGUUGUGCGUGUGGUCGUGUGGUUGUGCGUGUGGUCGUGCGUGUGGUUGUGCGUGUGGUCGUGCGUGUGGUCGUGUGGUUGUGCGUGUGGUCGUGCGUGUGGUCGUGCGGUCGUGCGUGUGGUUGUGCGUGUGGUCGUGCGGUCGUGCGUGUGGUUGUGCGUGUGGUUGUGCGUGUGGUCGUGUGGUCGUGCGUGUGGUCGUGUGGUUGUGCGUGUGGUUGUGCGUGUGGUCGUGUGGUCGUUGUGCGUGUGGUUGUGCGUGUGGUCGUGCGUGUGGUCGUGCGUGUGGUCGUGCGUGUGGUUGUGCGUGUGGUCGUGUGGUCGUGCGUGUGGUUGUGCGUGUGGUUGUGCGUGUGGUCGUGCGUGUGGUUGUGCGUGUGGUUGUGCGUGUGGUCGUGCGUGUGGUUGUGCGUGUGGUUGUGCGUGUGGUUGUGCGUGUGGUCGUGUGGUCGUGCGUGUGGUUGUGCGUGUGGUUGUGCGUGUGGUCGUGCGUGUGGUUGUGCGUGUGGUUGUGCGUGUGGUCGUGCGUGUGGUCGUGCGUGUGGUUGUGCGUGUGGUUGUGCGUGUGGUCGUGCGUGUGGUUGUGUGGUUGUGCGUGUGGUCGUGCGUGUGGUUGUGCGUGUGGUCGUGUGGUUGUGCGUGUGGUCGUCCGUGUGGUUGUGCGUGUGGUCGUGCGUGUGGUUGUGCGUGUGGUUGUGCGUGUGGUCGUGCGUGUGGUUGUGCGUGUGGUCGUGCGUGUGGUUGUGCGUGUGGUCGUGUGGUUGUGCGUGUGGUCGUGUGGUUGUGCGUGUGGUCGUGUGGUUGUGCGUGUGGUCGUGCGUGUGGUCGUGUGGUUGUGCGUGUGGUUGUGCGUGUGGUCGUGCGUGUGGUUGUGCGUGUGGUCGUGCGUGUGGUUGUGCGUGUGGUUGUGCGUGUGGUCGUGCGUGUGGUUGUGCGUGUGGUUGUGCGUGUGGUCGUGCGUGUGGUCGUGCGUGUGGUCGUGCGUGUGGUCGUGCGUGUGGUCGUGCGUGUGGUCGUGUGGUUGUGCGUGUGGUUGUGCGUGUGGUUGUGCGUGUGGUCGUGCGUGUGGUUGUGCGUGUGGUCGUGUGGUUGUGCGUGUGGUCGUGCGUGUGGUUGUGCGUGUGGUCGUGCGUGUGGUUGUGCGUGUGGUUGUGCGUGUGGUCGUGCGUGUGGUUGUGCGUGUGGUUGUGCGUGUGGUUGUGCGUGUGGUCGUGCGUGUGGUCGUGUGGUCGUGCGUGUGGUUGUGCGUGUGGUUGUGCGUGUGGUCGUGUGGUUGUGCGUGUGGUCGUGUGGUUGUGCGUGUGGUCGUGCGUGUGGUCGUGUGGUUGUGCGUGUGGUCGUGCGUGUGGUCGUGCGUGUGGUCGUGCGUGUGGUCGUGCGCGUCGUGCGUGCGGUCGUGCGUGUGGUUGUGCGUGUGGUUGUGCGUGUGGUCGUGUGGUCGUGCGUGUGGUUGUGCGUGUGGUCGUGCGGUCGUGCGUGUGGUUGUGCGUGUGGUUGUGUGGUCGUGCGUGUGGUUGUGCGUGUGGUUGUGCGUGUGGUCGUGUGGUCGUGCGUGUGGUCGUGUGGUUGUGCGUGUGGUUGUGCGUGUGGUCGUGCGUGUGGUCGUGUGGUCGUGCGUGUGGUCGUGUGGUUGUGCGUGUGGUCGUGCGUGUGGUCGUGUGGUUGUGCGUGUGGUUGUGUGUGUGGUCGUGCGUGUGGUUGUGCGUGCGGUCGUGUGUGUGGUCGUGCGGUUGUGCGUGUGGUCGUGUGGUGUGCGUGUGGUUGUGCGUGUGGUUGUGCGUGUGGUUGUGCGUGUGGUCGUGCGUGUGGUCGGUCGUGUGGUUGUGCGUGUGGUCGUGUGGUUGUGCGUGUGGUUGUGCGUGCGGUCGUGCGUGUGGUCGUGUGGUUGUGCGUGUGGUUGUGCGUGUGGUCGUGUGGUUGUGCGUGUGGUUGUGCGUGUGGUUGUGCGUGUGGUCGUGUGGUUGUGCGUGUGGUCGUGUGGUUGUGCGUGUGGUCGUGCGUGUGGUUGUGCGUGUGGUUGUGCGUGUGGUCGUGUGGUUGUGCGUGUGGUUGUGCGUGUGGUCGUGUGGUUGUGCGUGUGGUUGUGCGUGUGGUUGUGCGUGUGGUUGUGCGUGUGGUCGUGCGUGUGGUCGGUCGUGUGGUUGUGCGUGUGGUCGUGUGGUUGUGCGUGUGGUUGUGCGUGUGGUCGUGUGGUUGUGCGUGUGGUCGUGCGUGUGGUUGUGCGUGUGGUUGUGCGUGUGGUUGUGCGUGUGGUCGUGUGGUUGUGCGUGUGGUUGUGCGUGUGGUUGUGCGUGUGGUCGUGCGUGUGGUUGUGCGUGUGGUUGUGCGUGUGGUUGUGCGUGUGGUUGUGCGUGUGGUUGUGCGUGCGGUCGUGCGUGUGGUCGUGCGGUUGUGCGUGUGGUCGUGCGUGUGGUUGUGCGUGUGGUCGUGCGUGUGGUUGUGCGUGUGGUUGUGCGUGUGGUUGUGUGUGUGGUCGUGCGUGUGGUCGUGCGGUUGUGCGUGUGGUCGGUCGUGUGGUUGUGCGUGUGGUUGUGCGUGUGGUUGUGCGUGUGGUCGUGCGUGUGGUUGGUCGUGUGGUCGUGUGGUUGUGCGUGUGGUUGUGCGUGUGGUUGUGCGUGUGGUCGUGUGGUCGUGCGUGUGGUCGUGCGUGUGGUUGUGCGUGCGGUCGUGUGUGUGGUCGUGCGUGCGGUCGUGUGUGUGGUCGUGCGUGUGGUUGUGCGUGUGGUUGUGCGUGUGGUUGUGCGUGUGGUUGUGCGUGUGGUUGUGCGUGUGGUUGUGCGUGUGGUUGUGCGUGUGGUCGUGCGUGCGGUUGUGCGUGUGGUUGUGCGUGUGGUUGUGCGUGUGGUUGUGCGUGCGGUCGUGUGUGUGGUCGUGCGUGCGGUCGUGUGUGUGGUCGUGCGUGUGGUUGUGCGUGUGGUUGUGCGUGUGGUUGUGCGUGUGGUUGUGUGUGUGGUCGUGCGUGUGGUCGUGCGUGUGGUUGUGCGUGUGGUUGUGCGUGUGGUUGUGCGUGUGGUUGUGCGUGUGGUUGUGCGUGUGUUGUGCGUGUGGUUGUGCGUGCGGUUGUGCGGUGGGUUGUGCGUGUGGUUGUGCGUGUGGUUGUGCGUGUGGUUGUGCGUGUGGUUGUGCGUGUGGUCGUGCGUGCGGUUGUGCGUGUGGUUGUGCGUGUGGUUGUGCGUGUGGUCGUGCGUGUGGUCGUGCGUGUGGUCGUGCGUGUGGUCGUGCGUGUUGUGCGUGUGGUUGUGCGUGUGGUUGUGCGUGUGGUUGUGCGUGUGGUUGUGCGUGUGGUCGUGCGUGUGGUGUGCGUGUGGUGCGUGUGGUUGUGCGUGUGGUCGUGUGGUUGUGCGUGUGGUCGUGCGUGUGGUUGUGCGUGUGGUCGUGCGUGUGGUUGUGCGUGUGGUUGUGCGUGUGGUCGUGCGUGUGGUUGUGCGUGUGGUUGUGCGUGUGGUUGUGCGUGUGGUCGUGCGUGUGGUUGUGUGGUCGUGCGUGUGGUUGUGCGUGUGGUUGUGCGUGUGGUCGUGUGGUUGUGCGUGUGGUCGUGUGGUUGUGCGUGUGGUCGUGCGUGUGGUCGUGUGGUUGUGCGUGUGGUCGUGCGUGUGGUCGUGCGUGUGGUCGUGCGUGUGGUCGUGCGGUCGUGCGUGUGGUUGUGCGUGUGGUUGUGCGUGUGGUCGUGUGGUCGUGCGUGUGGUUGUGCGUGUGGUCGUGCGGUCGUGCGUGUGGUUGUGCGUGUGGUUGUGCGUGUGGUUGUGUGGUCGUGCGUGUGGUUGUGUGCGUGUGGUGCGUGUGGUCGUGCGUGUGGUCGUGUGGUUGUGCGUGUGGUUGUGCGUGUGGUCGUGCGUGUGGUCGUGUGGUCGUGCGUGUGGUCGUGUGGUUGUGCGUGUGGUCGUGCGUGUGGUCGUGUGGUUGUGCGUGUGGUUGUGUGUGUGGUCGUGCGGUCGUGCGUGUGGUUGUGCGUGCGGUCGUGUGUGUGGUCGUGCGGUUGUGCGUGUGUGGUCGUGUGUCGUGUGGUUGUGCGUGUGGUUGUGCGUGUGGUUGUGCGUGUGGUUGUGCGUGUGGUCGUGCGUGUGGUCGGUCGUGUGGUUGUGCGUGUGGUCGUGUGGUUGUGCGUGUGGUUGUGCGUGCGGUCGUGCGUGUGGUCGUGUGGUUGUGCGUGUGGUUGUGCGUGUGGUCGUGUGGUUGUGCGUGUGGUUGUGCGUGUGGUUGUGCGUGUGGUUGUGCGUGUGGUCGUGUGGUUGUGCGUGUGGUCGUGUGGUCGUGCGUGUGGUUGUGCGUGUGGUUGUGCGUGUGGUUGUGCGUGUGGUCGUGUGGUUGUGCGUGUGGUUGUGCGUGUGGUCGUGUGGUUGUGCGUGUGGUUGUGCGUGUGGUUGUGCGUGUGGUUGUGCGUGUGGUCGUGCGUGUGGUCGGUCGUGUGGUUGUGCGUGUGGUCGUGUGGUUGUGCGUGUGGUUGUGCGUGUGGUCGUGUGGUUGUGCGUGUGGUCGUGCGUGUGGGUGGUUGUGCGUGCGUGUGGUUGUGCGUGUGGUCGUGUGGUUGUGCGUGUGGUUGUGCGUGUGGUUGUGCGUGUGGUCGUGCGUGUGGUUGUGCGUGUGGUUGUGCGUGUGGUUGUGCGUGUGGUUGUGCGUGUGGUUGUGCGUGCGGUCGUGCGUGUGGUCGUGCGGUUGUGCGUGUGGUCGUGCGUGUGGUUGUGCGUGUGGUCGUGCGUGUGGUUGUGCGUGUGGUUGUGCGUGUGGUUGUGUGUGUGGUCGUGCGUGUGGUCGUGCGGUUGUGCGUGUGGUCGGUCGUGUGGUUGUGCGUGUGGUUGUGCGUGUGGUUGUGCGUGUGGUCGUGCGUGUGGUUGGUCGUGUGGUCGUGUGGUUGUGCGUGUGGUCGUGCGUGUGGUUGUGCGUGUGGUGUGGUGUGCGUGUGGUCGUGCGUGUGGUCGUGCGUGUGGUUGUGCGUGCGGUCGUGUGUGGUGGUCGUGCGUGCGGUCGUGUGUGUGGUCGUGCGUGUGGUUGUGCGUGUGGUUGUGCGUGUGGUUGUGCGUGUGGUUGUGCGUGUGGUUGUGCGUGUGGUUGUGCGUGUGGUUGUGCGUGCGGUUGUGCGUGUGGUUGUGCGUGUGGUUGUGCGUGUGGUUGUGCGUGCGGUCGUGUGUGUGGUUGUGCGUGCGGUCGUGUGUGUGGUCGUGCGUGUGGUUGUGCGUGUGGUUGUGCGUGUGGUUGUGCGUGUGGUUGUGUGUGUGGUCGUGCGUGUGGUUGUGCGUGUGGUUGUGCGUGUGGUUGUGCGUGUGGUUGUGCGUGUGGUUGUGCGUGUGGUUGUGCGUGUGGUUGUGCGUGUGGUUGUGCGUGUGGUCGUGCGUGCGGUUGUGCGUGUGGUUGUGCGUGUGGUUGUGCGUGUGGUUGUGCGUGUGGUUGUGCGUGUGGUCGUGCGUGCGGUUGUGCGUGUGGUUGUGCGUGUGGUUGUGCGUGUGGUGGGUAACUUGCUGCUACGUUAA
This is a messenger RNA of Knipowitschia caucasica, 14172 nucleotides long. Lineage: Eukaryota; Metazoa; Chordata; Actinopteri; Gobiiformes; Gobiidae. The record is from the annotation of a GenBank genome assembly.